AUGGGGCGCCCUCCCCGGACGGGAGCCUUCCUGGCGCUCGUCCUGCUGGGAGUCGCCGCCGCGCAGCCCGACGACUUGGCGGUCAUGCGGAUGCCGGCCAGCAAGGUGCAGCCGCUGUCGGAGCUCCCGGGCUGCGGCGGGCAGACGAUCGACGCCGCGAUGGACACGUGCCGCCUCCAGGACAACAUCAAGAUCCAUGAUGUCCAUGAGUACCAGUUCGUUGUGCCCUCGAUGGACGACCCGGGCGCGGCAUUCUCGCUGCUGCUCACGACAAAGUCGGUCGGCGGGCUGGUCGAGGC
Monoraphidium neglectum is the source of this 299-nucleotide messenger RNA. RefSeq lists its product as hypothetical. The annotation marks the transcript as partial. The transcript has a single exon. The record is from RefSeq and is a predicted model, not a curated record. Lineage: Eukaryota; Viridiplantae; Chlorophyta; Chlorophyceae; Sphaeropleales; Selenastraceae.